AUGACAACUGCUUUGAUCCCCAUCGCCGACGGCUCGGAAGAGAUCGAAGCCAUUACUCUGGCCGAUGUGCUGACGCGCGGCGGCGUCCAAGUAACGCUAGCCACUGUCGGCAAUAAGCCACAGAAUAUCGUUACGAUGUCACGUGGUGUCAAGGUGCAAGGAGAUGUAGCCAUUGAAGAAUGCACCGGCAAGAACUUCGACCUCGUCGUGUGUCCGGGCGGUAUGCCUGGUGCCGAGCACCUUCGUGACUCGAAAGAGGUAGUAGCUCUGCUGCAAAAGCAAAAGGAAGACAACAAAUUGUACGGUGCUAUUUGUGCCGCUCCAGCUGUCGUGCUGCACACGCACGGACUACUUCCUUCUGGUCCAGCCACGAGUUACCCGAGCUUUGACCAAGGUCCAGGUACUGCUAUGGCCAUGGGAGUGAAGCUUGUGGAGCUGCUUUGUGGCCACGAGAAGGCCCAGUCAGUCGCUCAGGGACUUCUUAAUACCCCCAUGAUGUAA
Molecule: messenger RNA, 501 nt
Organism: Peronospora farinosa
Lineage: Eukaryota; Oomycota; Peronosporomycetes; Peronosporales; Peronosporaceae
Source: the annotation of a GenBank genome assembly